AUGGCUAAGUUGCUUAAGCCAUGCCGACUGGACACGGAUCCCAGCUCUCCUACGGCGGCCAAGGAGUGGAAACACUGGCACCGCACGUUUCAAAACUUCAUUGAGGAGAGUGGAGAGGCCGCACCUAACAAGCUGAGGGCUCUAGUGAACUGUGUAUCCCCGAGUGUGUAUGAACUCAUCGAAGACUGUGUUUCAUAUGAAAGUGCCGUUGCAAAACUGGAGAGUGUUUACGUCAAGUUACCAAACGAGAUUUUUGCAAGGCAUGUUUUGGCAACCCGACGACAGCAGUCGAGCGAAUCCCUUGAUGAAUUUUUGAGGGAGCUACAUAAACUAAGCAAGGACUGUAACUUCAAGGGAGUCACAGCUAAACAAUAUCGGGAGGAGCUGGUACGUGAUGCGUUUAUUAACGGUAUUGCCUCUGCAUUUAUUCGUCAGCGCCUGCUAGAAAAUAAGUCCUUGAAUCUUGAGGCGGCAUACAGUCAAGCCCGUACAUUGGACCUUGCCCAGCGGAAUGCUGAUGCAUACACGUCUUCCUUGCCUGUUCCUCAUGCUGCUGCUUUAGUUCCAGGACAGCAGGAACUGCCCAGUGAUGACCAACAACAGCAGUCAACGAAAGAAGGGGCAGAAAGAAGACCACCUGUGGACUUGACUGUCGCUGCUGCACACGUAUCUAAGAAGAAAUGCUAUUUUUGUGGUAAUGCAUUCCACAUUACAGGUAGGGCUAGUUGUCCUGCACGUUCUGUUACAUGCAACAACUGUGGUAAAACGGGUCAUUUUGCCAAAGUCUGUAGAUCCAAGGCUAAGGCUUAUGAUAGCACUACCGCCACACUGUAUAAUCCCACUCUGCUCACACUUGCUGCCACUUUUCCAAAGAAUCUUUCACAUGCAGCUACCGACAUCACUGUCAAUGGUCAUUCACUGAAGGCACUAAUCGACUCAUGCAGUUCGGAUAGCUUCAUAAGUGAGAAAGUGGCACAUAAAUUAAAGCUGACAGUAGUUCCGGCAAGCAAGGAGAUUUCAAUGGCGUCAGCAUCUUUAAAUAUUAGCUCCCCAGGGUAUGUUACAGUAGACUUGGGUCAUAUUGAUCAAAAUUACCCAUGUGUUCAGCUAGGAGUCUUAAAGGAUUUAUGUUGUGAUGUGAUCUUGGGUCAUGAUUUUCAAAAACAACACAAGAGUGUAACUUUUCAGUAUGGGGGAAAUAAGCCAAGUUUAAGGGUAACUAGUAACUUUGCAUUGGCAACAGCUGAUAUCGAGGAGCCUUCACUGUUUCCGAACUUGCCUCAACAAUGUAAACCAAUUGCAGUUAAAUCCAGACACUAUUGCAAAGAUGACCAGUUAUUUAUAAAUGACCAGAUAUCACGCUUGUUGUCUGAAGGCGUCAUUGAGCCAAGCAUAUCCCCAUGGAGAGCACAGGUCGUAGUUGUGAAAGAUCCACUUGACAGGCACAAAAAGAGACUUUGUAUUGAUUAUUCUCAAACCAUCAACCAAUACAUAGAACUAGAUGCAUAUCCCCUCCCGAGGAUAGAGGACAUGGUACAUAAUCUUGCAAAAUACAAGGUGUUUUCUACGUUUGACUUGAAGACUGUAUACCACCAAAUCAGCAUUAAAGAGAGUGAGAGGAAGUAUACUGCUUUUGAGGGUGCAGGAAAACUGUAUCAGUUUUGUAGGGUUCCAUUUGGUGUCACUAAUGGAGUAGCUGUAUUUCAGAGAGCUAUGGAUAAAUUAGUUGAAGAUGAGGAUCUUAAAGAUACUUUCCCAUAUCUCGAUAAUAUUACUGUAGCUGGAUCAACUCAGGAUGAGCAUGAUGAAAAUGUUAAGAAGUUCUUGGAGGUUGUUCGAAAACGGAAGCUCACCCUCAAUGAAUCUAAAUCAGUUAUGUCUGUGCCUAUAAUCAAUGUUCUCGGGUAUUGUGUUGGUGAUAAUGUCAUAAAGCCUGAUCCUGACAGAUUACGUCCCCUUCAAGAAUUACCACCUCCUACCAAUAUGAGGUCUUUGCGAAGAGUUCAAGGGUUGUUUGCAUAUUAUGCUAAAUGGAUCCCUGGCUUCUCUGAUAAAAUCCAACCUUUGAUAAACACGAAAACUUUUCCGCUGAGUGAAUCAGCACUAACUGCCUUUAACUCCUUGAAAAAGCAGCUUAUGGAUGCUUCUCUAAGAUCUGUGGAUGAGAGCCUUCCUUUUGUUGUGGAGUGUGAUGCUUCGGAGGUCGCUAUCUCAGCAGUCUUAAACCAGGGUGGCCGGCCAGUAGCUUUUAUGUCAAGAACGCUUCAGGGUGGUGAGCUGCAUUAUCCUGCUGUAGAAAAGGAUUCUACAGCUAUUAUUGAAGCAGUUCGCAAGUGGAGUCAUUUCUUAGCUAGACGACAUUUUACUCUGAUUACUGAUCAGCGCUCUGUGAUGUUCAUGUUAGACAACAGAAAGCGAACCAAGAUAAAGAAUAACAAGAUACAAAAGUGGAGGCUGGAGCUGGCAUCAUUCAGUUAUACAAUACAGUAUCGUCCUGGGAAACAGAAUGUUGCGCUGGAUACCUUGACUCGUGAAUACUGUUGUUCUGUUUCUUCAAUGUCGAAUCUCACUGAAAUCCAUGAGAAUCUUUGCCACCCUGGGGUAAUUCGGCUUUUGCAUUUUGUGCGGUCUAAGAACCUUCCCUUCUCAACAGAUGAUGUGAAAAAGGUGUGUGCUACUUGUAAGGUCUAUGCACAGCAAAAACCACAAUUCCAUCGUUCAGCACAAGGGGUCCUCAUUAAAGCCACACAGCCGAUGGAACGCCUUAGCAUUGACUUCAAAGGACCUUUACCUUCCACCACAAACAAUAAGUACAUACUUACAGUUGUUGACGAAUACUCACGUUUUCCUUUUGCACUUCCUUGUCCAAAUAUGCAUUCAAAAACAGUAAUCAAAUGUCUUGAGUCUAUCUUCAGUCUUUGUGGAAUGCCAAGUGUUAUUCAUUCAGAUCAAGGUCCUUCUUUUAUUUCUCAAGAACUGAAGCUGUACCUUUCUCAGAAAGGGGUAGCAACAAGCAAAACAACACCUUAUCACCCAAUGGGUAAUGGCCAGGUUGAGAGGUACAACGGAAUUAUUUGGAAAGCUGUUUGUUUAACACUUGCAUCUCAUGGUUUGAGGAAUCAACACUGGGAGAUGGUGCUUCCUGAGGUUUUGCAUUCAGUAAGAUCACUCUUAUGUACUGCAACCAAUGAGACACCACAUGAGCGUUUCUUCAGGUUUCAACGACGUUCUAGUUUUGGAAAUGGAUUACCAUCAUGGCUUUUGACCCCUGGACAAGUGUUAUUGCGACGGCAUGUUAGGUCUAGCAUACACGAACCAUUAACUGAUCAGGUAGAACUUGUUGAUGUGAACCCAAUGUAUGCAAGUGUCAAAUAUCCAGAUGGCCGCGAGUCAACCGUGUCUAUCCGUGACUUAGCUCCAAGUCCUGAGAGUCCGACGACUCCUGUGCACCAGGAUGAAGCACAAGGAAAUAUAGAGACCCCAGGUUCACCCAAAACCCAAGGUGUACAACCUCAUAAUAAUCAUGAUUCCCAUUCACCCACUGGGCCCAUUGAGUUAAGGAGGUCGACUCGUGUGUCGAAGCCCCCCGAUCGUUACGGAUGGGAUUAAACCUGAUAUGUUCGGAUAUCUACCUGGAACUCAUUUUGUUAAUGUUGAAUUUUUCUAGGAGGGGAGAAUGUGGUAAUUAUUGUACAUUGGCAACACUGAUUGGCGUUACUGUUUUCACGUUUGGUAGCACUGUGUAUCGUCAGUCACAAUGGUACCACAGGCCAGUGCAGA
Molecule: messenger RNA, 3780 nt
Organism: Scylla paramamosain (green mud crab)
Lineage: Eukaryota; Metazoa; Arthropoda; Malacostraca; Decapoda; Portunidae
Exons: 1
Coding region: 1-3609 (1202 amino acids)
Biological process (GO): DNA integration
Molecular function (GO): nucleic acid binding; zinc ion binding
Source: RefSeq, a predicted model, not a curated record